Molecule: messenger RNA, 587 nt
Organism: Chara braunii
Lineage: Eukaryota; Viridiplantae; Streptophyta; Charophyceae; Charales; Characeae
Source: the annotation of a GenBank genome assembly
GCCCCCAUUCCCGCCAAAAAAAAAAAACUCUUUUGUCUAAUAUUGACCCCAAUGUCGCGUCAUCACCAUCAUCAUUAUCCUUAUCAACGUCAUGAUGCCGACCCGCCCUUGGAGAAGACGAAGAGGAAGGAGGAGCAAGCAGAGGAGGAGGAGAAGGAGGAGGAAGAGGAUAAGGAAGAGCAGGACAGCAGAAUGCUAGAUUGGUGGGGGAUAUUAAUAGCAACAAGAAGAGGAGGAGGAGGAGGAGGAGGAGGAGGAGGAGGAGGAGGUGGAGGACGAGCAGAAGGAGAGGAGAAUGAGGAGGACGGCGAUGGACACAGCGCGGAGCAGAGAGAAGAGGAGUGGCAGGAGGAGGAGGAGGAGGAGGAGGAGGAGGAGGAGGAGGAGGAGGAGGACGUGGAGAAGGAGAAGGCGGCAUGCAUGCCUGACGAAACUGGGGCAUCAGGGGGCAGCCACGCCCCGCCCCGUCACGAAAUGGCGACGAUGCCUCCGUGGCAUCUGUAGUUCAUCGAACACAGAUGCCUCCGUGGCAAAAUUGUGGAACUACAAAAGAAGAAAGGGGUACGAAAUAAACCAGCGGGUUUACG